GGGUGGCAGGGAGGCGUUUUCUGGGUACCGGGGAAGGACAGCACUUCCCCAGGAGCAGCAGUACCUUGGACCGACCCAGGCUGCUGUGAGGAAGAGCACUGGAGGUCGGGAGGCCGCCCACCCCCGGGCCUGGAGCCCUGCCACACGGCUGCCCAAGGGGCCCAACCAGACGGCUGAGGGAGCCACCGGGGAGGCCCCUCCCUGCAGGUGGCAGCACAGGUGGGCCACCGGGGCUGAGGUGGUGGCCGCCCCUCCCCAAGCCUGGUACAGCCUCCAGAUAGUGGCCCUGCCCCACCCCCCGUGGGGCUGCCACUGGGGCCACGUGGCCACGCAAAUGACCUGCCAGGCUUCCCUGGAGGCCCGGCCUCCCAGGGCUGGGCCGUCGCUUCCUGCCUGAGAGGCAUCUCUGGCCCCUCAAAUGUGGGUUCUCCACAAGCCGAGCAGCAGAGGCGGGGACCACCCUACGUCAGAGUCUGGUAGCUGAUUCUGCGCCCAAGUGGCCGAGCCCUGGGGAAGGAGGGCGCCCCAGGCCCUGUCCUUGGAGCUGAGUUCCUGUGCUCGGAGCUGCCCAAGGCCACCGGAGUCAGGGGAGUGGGCAAGACGGUCAGACUCGAAGUCCGCACAAGGGACCGUGAGAUGACUAAUGUCUCAGGGCUCCUGGGAACAGCCGGCGGCCCCCUGGUGUCAGCAACCUGGCCACAGCCCAGCCCCCUGCCGGCCAUGCCCACCGUGCCUGCCAUGCCCUUCGUGCCCACUGGGCCGCAGAUGGACCGCAUGGGGAACAGCUCCCAGGGCGCCUCCCGGCUCUUCCUCACCACCGCGUUGGCCCGCGGCAUCUCAGGGGUCUUCGUGUGGACUGCCCUGUUGCUCACCUGCCACCAGAUUUACCUGCACCUGCGGUCCUACACGGUCCCCAACGAGCAGCGCUACAUCAUCCGCCUACUCUUCAUCGUGCCCAUCUACGCCUUUGACUCCUGGCUCAGCCUCCUCCUCCUGGGGGGCCACCAGCACUACAUCUACUUCGACUCGGUGCGUGACUGCUAUGAAGCCUUUGUCAUCUACAGCUUCCUGAGCCUCUGCUUCCAGUACCUGGGGGGUGAGAGCGCCAUCAUGGCUGAGAUUCGGGGAAAGCCCAUCCGGUCCAGCUGCUUCUAUGGCACCUGCUGCCUCCAGGGCAUGUCCUACUCCAUCGGCUUCCUGCGCUUCUGCAAGCAGGCCACACUGCAGUUCUGCAUCGUGAAGCCCAUCAUGGCCUUGAUCACCAUCGUCCUGCAGGCAUUUGGCAAAUACCACGAUGGAGACUUCAACAUCCACAGCGGCUACCUCUACGUCACCCUCAUCUACAACGUCUCCGUCAGCCUGGCUCUCUACGCCCUGUUCCUCUUCUACUUCGCCACCAGGGAGCUCCUGCAGCCCUUUGAACCCGUCCUCAAAUUCCUCACCAUCAAGGCCGUCAUCUUCCUCUCCUUCUGGCAGGGGAUGCUGCUGGCCAUCCUGGAAAAGUGUGGGGUCAUCCCUGAGGUCCAGGUCAUCGAUGGGAGCAAGGUGGGGGCUGGCACGGUGGCUGCUGGCUACCAAAAUUUCAUCAUCUGCAUCGAGAUGCUGUUUGCCUCCAUUGCCCUGCGCUAUGCCUUCACCUGCCAGGUGUAUGCAGAGAAGAAAGAGAACUCACCAGCCCCCGAGGCACCCAUGCACAGCAUCUCCAGUGGCCUCAAGGAGACCAUGAGCCCACAGGACAUCGUGCAGGACGCCGUGCACAACUUCUCCCCUGCCUACCAGCACUACACCCAGCAGGCCACACAUGAGGCCCCAAGCCCCGGCACCCACUCCAGCGUGGCAGGAGGCUCUGGUGCCAUCAGAAAGAGUCGGAACGUGGAAAAGCGGAUGCUCAUCCCCUCGGAGGAACUGUAGAAGGGCCACGGAUCACCAGCCACCUGGCUGUGACCACCUGCCUAGGCCUCUGGGAAAGCACAGGGCUCCUCACCCACCAGCCCUCUUGCCAAAGCCCCUCCUGGGAGCCCUCCUGCCAGGCCUGUGGAGCCACCUCCCAGUCUGCCUCCCACCGGCAGGCCCUUGGCCCCAGGAGGGGACACCUGAGCUUAUCUGAUGAGCCUGGGACCCUCGGGGCUCCCCUGGCCAUCAGCUCAGGGGGCUGCUGUGAGAUGGGCACCAGCAGGCUCACACUGCAUGGAUGGAAUCCAGACCGGGCCCCUGCAGGGCAGGACGGUGUUGGGAGAGUGUGGCACGGCAGGCGCCAUAGGCAGCGGGGCCAGUGAGCUCAGCUGGGCCCUGCCGGGCCGCCGCAUACCCCCUCUGGCGGUGGAGAUUCUCAGAAAGCCCCCACCUCGAGGUGCCACCUGCACAGAACCUUUGCCCCGGGCAGCCCACGGAGCUUGUGGGGCUUCUAGGUGAAUCACACUUAUUUAUACAUAAACACCUGGGUUUUCUAGUGA
Canis lupus familiaris (dog) is the source of this 2453-nucleotide messenger RNA. It is a transcript of the gene TMEM184A, whose product is annotated as transmembrane protein 184A. The transcript has 11 exons. NCBI's taxonomy places the organism in Eukaryota, Metazoa, Chordata, Mammalia, Carnivora, Canidae. The record is from RefSeq and is a predicted model, not a curated record. Bases 637 to 1911 code for a protein of 424 amino acids. Gene Ontology annotation, cellular component: early endosome membrane. Gene Ontology annotation, molecular function: transporter activity. Gene Ontology annotation, biological process: transport.